UCGAUGUGGGAUUUUUAGUUUCCUCACACUCACAAGGAAACAUACUUCAACACACAGCAACCGGGUUAGGCCUUGAAAUUUUAGUGCCACUAAACCGUUGGCCAUUAUAUAGGGACCACCCAUGCAGUACUCCUGUGAUCACCCUUUCCUCAUCACUAACUUAGGAUUGCCGUGUAGUUCAAUUCCCCAGGAAAAGUCGCCAGGAGAUGGAUCAUUAGAGUUCUUCCAUGCCAUGAGACGCCAUUCACGGCCAGUUCACAAGUCCCAUCCCAUGCUCAUCCCCGGUGGCAAUGACAAGAUUGUCAGAAUUCAGGAGCUGCAGUAUUGGAUUUCGAGCUUCUCUUGUCAAGUUGACCGACCAAACAGCAGCGACAUCCUGAGUCAAAAGCUGAAGCUCACCUGUUUUCUUAAUUGUCAGCACUCCGAAAGAGUCAUUUAUUGGAUUCAGCCUGUUUGCAAUCCAAACAACUGUCCUGGCUGGGACUUUCUUGUACCAGAUUACCAAGUACCGGUUCCUGGAACUGCCUGGACUGAAGAAACCCAGUUCAGAGCUUCCAUCAACGAAACUAAGGUCUUGCCAUCAGGGAGAGAUUCAGAUGGAGAAAUGAAGUCAAGUGAAGCAGAAGCCGAAUUCAAGAAAAUGAGAAAACAGGUACUCAUAAAUGCUAUCAAAUUAAAAACAUGGAUUGAUGUCCAGAAUUAAAGCUUUUUCACAGCAAGAUAAAUAUAGAGACUGCAUCAGAGAACAUCACAAAGAACUUGCAUUUGAAACACAAAGGACUUUGACUUAUGUGAGUGUGAAAAUCUUGGAGAUGUGGCUAGGAGUUUUGGGACGAAUUUCCAAUCAACUUUUCGAUUCGAU
Messenger RNA from Rubroshorea leprosula, 862 nucleotides. The record is from the annotation of a GenBank genome assembly. NCBI's taxonomy places the organism in Eukaryota, Viridiplantae, Streptophyta, Magnoliopsida, Malvales, Dipterocarpaceae.